This is a messenger RNA of Owenia fusiformis, 10164 nucleotides long. The record is from the annotation of a GenBank genome assembly. Lineage: Eukaryota; Metazoa; Annelida; Polychaeta; Sabellida; Oweniidae.
ACCACAAAUAAAUUUGAGCGGGAAGAAAGAAAAUAAUGAAAUGGAAACUUUUGUGUUUUUGUACCUUAUUGUCGCCAUAACAUAGCAUAUACCAUGAUUCGUAUAAGUGCUUUGAAUGAGAGCAACAAUAGUUUCUAUGACGACAGCAACGAUGCUCCAGCUACAGUCACGAAGGAGGCUGAGGAGUCUGAAUCAUUUGCACUGUACAACAAGGCCCUGAGUCUUCAACGACAAAACCAACAUGUUGCUGCUAAAGCUACAUUAUUGAAGCUUUUGGAGUCUCCCUUUGUGAAGGGGCUUGAGGUUGAUUCAGAUGAUGAAGAUGAGCCCCUUGUCCUACCCGGACUCGUGUUGAAAUACUCUGCUUAUAAGAAUCUUGGUAGUCUGGCUUCUCUAGAGGGGGACUAUACGACAGCAGUAGAGGCAUAUUUGCAGGCUGUCCAGUUAGAUGCUACAGAUGUGACUGUGUGGUAUAAACUUGGGUCGCUCGCUAUUAAGUUACGUCACCUAACUCUUGCUAGGCAUUCUCUGAUACAGGGGCUGGAGUGUUCUGCUAAUCACUGGCCAUGUCUGGAUCAGUUGAUACUUGUGUUGUAUGUCCUCAGCAACUAUGAAAAUUGUCUGUUUCACAUAAGUAUGGCACUGAAGAGGGAUCCUGGCUAUCUAAGAGGAUUGGUUCUCAUGAGAAAGAUCCUGUGUGAGCACCCCUCAUUGAAGGAGUUUACCAAGCACUACUUUACCGCAUGUGAUCCAAGUAUAUACACCAUCGAUAUUGAGAAAGAAGAAGAGGAUGAAUUUGUUAAUGAAGCAUUGGAACUCCGUAAUGAAAGGCAAAAACUCUGUCAGCCGAAGCCCCUCCCAGUGCUUAAGUUCCCUAAGCCUUUGACAGCCUUAAGCUGGUUAUCCCUGGGAGAAGCUUUGAUUGCACUGUAUGAGGAUAUAGAGGCAAAACCUCAACCAAUCAGCAUAGGCUGUCGUAUUGACCUCUCAAUGUACAACACAGAAAACCCAAUCCUAGCUGCCCCAAUUCCUAGCACAGAAAAUGUUCCGAAACCUCCUCCGGCUAUCAGUGUUACUGACUCGCCACCAAGGAUUCAGAGGUUUUUUGACCCCGGCAUUAAUCCUGCAGAGCCUUCAGAGAGUGAGAACUCUGCGAAAGAAAAUUCAACAAGAGAUGACGACUCCUCACUUUUGGCUGGGCACAAACAGGGCAAGAAACGAAAACGCCUGAUGAACCUUUUUGACGACCCUGCUGGGAAACGUAGAUCUGCAAGGGUGCGAAAUACAAACAGAAAGCAACAAGAGGAACGUGUUAAUUUCCAAGAAUUGUUGCAGAAAUUCCUUCCAUCUUCCCUUAUGGAUGUCAAAGAGACUGAUGCUGAUGAUGUUGUUAAAGAGGCUUCUGUUAAACAAUCACAGAAAGCAGAGAUUGACAAAGAAAUACUUGAAUCUGAUGACAUUUCAGUGUUUUGUGAAAACGAAGCAUCAGAAGUGCACGGCUUCCUGAAAUCCAAACAGACCAAUGGUGGCAUAAUUGAUCUCAUGGAUCGCUUCCUGAUCAGCCUCGUUGACAAAUCAAAUACAAAAUGGCCACCAGGUUUAGCUGAUGUCUUCGUGAGAGUGUUUCAUAAAUUGCGAAAUCAUUUUGAGUUUCCUAGUUUUUUCAGCGUUGAUGUGAGUAGAACAAGGAGAGAAAAGCUUGGAAUGGUUUGUCUGGUAUAUCUGGAAUUACGUUUAGACCACUGGUUUACUAAGAAGGCAACACUUGGCAUAUCACCUAAAAAGAGUGCUGGGAUGAGUAUCCAAUCACAGUUAGGCCAAGAUUUCCCGGGAAAAUACUUUGAAAAAGACGUCUGCUACAUACUGGCAUUGUGCCAAGUCAGUGACCUAUAUGAAGAGAAUUGGAGACACAUUUACACAAGAGCAAGUUGGCUGAAGGCCCGGUAUUGUUGUCUUCUACAAGAUACCAAGGAGGCAGUGAAAUAUUUUAAUCAGACCAACAGUCUACUGGAGGAACUCUCUGAUUUACAAAAUGUGAACCCCACAGAAGAUAAGUCAGGUGUGGGUGAAACAGCAUGUUCAAAUGAAGCCAAGCCUGACAUGACUCCAGAAUCUAUGGAGACUGAUCAGCCUACAGAAGAUAUGAAACCUGUUGCCAAACAACUUCCUACUGACCAAACCAUGGAUGUUGAAUCUGAUGAUGAUAAAGCUGAUGUGAAUGACACUAAUGCAAAGAUCACUGAACCAGUUGUUACUAUAGUAGGUGAUAUACUAGAGAGCAUUAUUACAAAAACCAUUACAAACUCUGAAGGUUUAUCAGGAUCUGUUGAAGUCCCAAUGAAUAUUUCACCUGAAGUUGCAGAACAUAUUACACCCCAAAAUGACAUUAUUGAGUCAGGAGGCAAUGUGGAUCUAGAAAUGUCUGAGCCAUCAUCCCACACUGAUGUUCUAUCAAAUAUAUCACCAACAACUGUACCUUCAACAACAUUGUCACAUUUGGUUCCAUCAACAACUCAAAUUUCAAAUGAGGCUCAAACAGAGAAAGAAGUCUCAUCUAUGGUACCAUUAACAUCAGCACCCUCAUCUAUGGUACUGUCAACAACAGUACCCUCGUCUGCAGUACCAGUAUCUACAGCAAUCUCAAUCUCAAAUGUGGAAACAUUAUCUAUGUUGUCAUCACCAACUGUACAAUGGUCUGUAAUAGUGUCCGCAAAGGAUGCUUCAUUAACAACAGAGCCAUCAAACAUGCUACCUUCAUCAACAAUGUCCUCAUCUGUCACACCAUCAACAUCAGUUCACUCAUCUGUGGUACCAUCAACAAAAUUGCCCUCAACUGGUGUACUGUCAACAACAAUGCCCUCAACAGCAACAAUGCCUUCAACUUGUGUACCAUCAAUUUCAAUGACAUCAUCUGUUCCACCACCAGCAAUCCCCUCAACUGAUGUGCCAUCACAAACAAUAACAUCUUCUGUGGUACCAUUAACAAUGAUUUCCUCAAGUGAGGUACCACCUACAACAAUGCCAUCAAGUGGUGUAUCAUUAACAACAUUGUCCUCAAUUGUUGUGCCAUCAACAACAAUACCCUCUACUAUUAUACCAUCAACUACAGCUCCAUCAACUGUUGAAGCAUUAUCAACUGUACCCUCAACUGAACCAUCAACAGAAAUACCUUCAACUGUAGUAUCAUCCAGAGUGUCUAAAACCUCACUCCCAACGACCAUAUCUUUGUUUCCACUAUUGAAUCAAUCAUUGAAUGCUAAAGCAAACCAAGAGAAAUCUUUGAAAAAUGGCAAAAGUGAAGUUACAACUCGUGAAGAUAAUGCUAAAAAUGGCACAGAUGAAGCAAGAAAUGCAGAGAAUAAACCAGAAUGUGACAAAAAUAAAAUUGAUAGUGAUACAAAUGAAGUUGCUAAAUCGGAUGGGAAAAUUAGGAUCCAUUUGGUAAAUUGCCAGCUUGAGAACAUCAUUUCAACUGAUGAAGUAAACAAGCAAUUAGAGGCACUAUUACGAUGCCAAUCACUUGAGGAGAUGACGCGGUUAUCAGAGUCUAACAAACAUGAAAUGGUCGUUGAGUUACUGCUUCAGACCUUUAAACAACCUCAGAGUGCCAAAAAUAAAGCAACAGAAGUAGCAGGUGUUCCCGAAAGACACGCCCAAUUGCUCCUACUUCAAGACUCCUUAUCUCAACUGGGCGAUGCUGGGAGGUGUCUUCUGUGGAGUGAGGUGGCUUUAAAUGAGGCUCUCCAACAUUACCAGAGUAGCAACACAAGUGCAGGAAAAGAUGAAUGGGCAACUACAAUGUGUGAUCUCCUUAAAGGCAUAGACAAGUGUAUGCAAAAGGAUCCAGGUGCCAUACAGCGAUUGACUGUCAACAAAGCAGCCAAACUGGCACACAACCUGAUUCGCAUCAUAGAGAUUUGCAUGGAGCUGCCAGAUGCCAUAGAAGAAAUGCCAAUUGAUAGUGUUAUGCCAUGGAUCAUUCUCUAUAGGCUUAUUAAACACGAAGAAGCGAAGUUGCUAGGGUCAGGAGGUGAUGCUGCCAUGGUGAUGGAUGAAAACAAUAGCAAUGACAGUAUUGGAGAGUGUAUGUCAUCAUCUCUAUUGCUGCUCAAUGUGGCACAUGAUUAUCUUGGAAGGCGAUCAUGGUGUACAAACUCCCAGGGUGCACUGCUGGAGUUCUACCUGGAUGUUGUAUGGGAAGAGUUCAGCAAAUACAACAGUGAUACAAGCCAUCCCCAUCAUGAAGAUCUGGAGUCAGCCUUUGAGCAAUGUGUCUAUUGUUUGUAUGGCCAUCCUAAUAGGAAAUCAAGGGCCAGGCAUUUGUAUGAUCAUAAUGCCCAGCAGAUUGACCUGACGUUAGAGAGAUCUAAGAUGUUAUUUGAAUACUUCAAGCCCAAAUCCCUGCCAGAAUUUGACAGUUUAAAAGUCAGCACAGUCUCUUCUGAGUUGGAACAUCUGCUGCAGCGUAUCUGCAUUCUCCUGCCCCCUCAGUCUCAGUAUACCAGCAUUUCUAUAGAAAUGAUGACAUCAUAUAUAGAUGGCUCUGUUUCAACAUUUCCCAUAAUGCAACACCCACCUGCAGACGACUUGGCCAUAGUACAGGAGAUGUUCUACUUCCUGGCUGAUUAUUACUUCAAGAACAAAGAGACAGCAAAGGCAAUAAAGUACUAUUUACGUGAUCUGUGCGUCUGCCCUGAUAGGAUUGAUUCAUGGGCUGGAAUGGCGCUUUCAAGAACAUCAAAAAUAGAGGAAAAAUUAAAUGCUACUGACAUGAAGAAGAAUGAAGGUAGUGUUGCUAAGCUCUCCCAGGCGGCUCUUACAUGUUUCCUUAGAGCCACUGAAUUAGAUGAGAACAAUAGCAAACUGUGGAUUGAGUAUGGGUCUCUGGCAUUCCAGCUACAUUCACAUGCAUCCAGGCAACUCAAACAGGGGAACAAGGAUGAUGAAACCUUGCUAAAGAUGAAGAAUGACAUGUUACAAUUGGCUGAAAAAUGUUACCUAGCAACCAGUAAGUGUGACAGCGAGGAUGCUGAGGAGGAAUGGCUUCAUAGCUAUAUGCUCGGGAAAAUCUCAGAAAAAAUGAACCGGCCACCAGAAAUAUACUUGGAGUAUUACAAAAAGGCUGCAGAAGAUUUGUAUGAAGACAAUGCCCAAUACCCUAAGAAGAUCACAUAUCUAUAUAGUCCACCCAGGUUGGCUGUUGAAGCUCUUGAGAUGUUCUUCAGAUUGCACAUAUCUGUGUUAAAGUAUGCCCUUAAGCUGAGACAGGGAGUGGACUUUGAUAAACAAGGUAUCAACUAUGAGAUGCUGGUGAAGUAUUUAACUGAGGCAAGGGACUCACCAUUUGCUUUGGCAAGAGAGAAAAAGAAGGAAAAACGAGACAGCCAACGUGAUACCUCUUCUGCAGAUGAGAACUCCCAAACCAGUCAGGGAUCAAACCAAGAGUUGAUUCCCCGCUCCAAGUCUCGGCCUACAUACCACCAAACACCACAGGAUCACGAUUACUCAAAAUCCAAGACUCCCGGGUCAUCCAGCGAUGCCUCUGGUGAGAACAGACACGCUAAAAGCGACAGUGAUGAUGUUUUCUCACCAAUGAGACCAACACCCAAUUUGGUUAACAUGGAAAUUGAGAUUUCAGCAUUUUCUAAUAGUAAGGAGACUGUCAUAGAAGAACCUCAAGUUGAUUCUGAUACUGUACAUCAAACGGACAAUGAUUCAAGCACAGCAGAUGAUAGAGCUAAAGAUGCAAAGAAAGUUUCACAAGAUGUAAAGGAUAUUCUUGAAGAUGUCAUCACUAAAGUUGAAACAAGCGACAAGGCCAGUUGUGAACUGAAAUACAAACAGCCAGCUGAUUUUGAUGAUAUAAAAGUCAUUGAAAAGAAGCUAAAUGAAAUGGUGGAGGAUGUAGAAAAUAAACAAUUGGAAGACACUCAAGAUGAUAAGGAGAAGGAUAAACCUUCUAAAGUUCAAGUUGAGACUAGCAAACAAAGUGUUGAACAUGAGCUUAAUACAAUUGACACCACUGAACCUGUCAGAUGUGAUGAAGAACCGCAACAUGAUGAUUCAAAACUUGAUGCAAAUGUCUUAUCUGAUAGCAUCUUAGAAACAACCUCUAAGACUGUUGCAUUAAAAGCAGAUUCGCCUAUGGAAGGAAUUGAUGUCAAAGUGGAACAAAUGGAAACUCCAAUGGAAGUUGAUACAGCUGAAACAAAGGGUGAAAUUAAAAUGGUUGAUGAUAUUAAGGACUCUCCUAAAGUGAAAGACAUCAUUGAUGAUCUCCCAGGUAGCAUUGGUAUCCCAAGUCCUGAUACUCCAUUCUUUGAUGCAUUGGAUGUUCCACCAACAUUGGAGAGAGAAAUAAGUAGAGAAGGUAAAUCAGGUGAUAACAUCCUCCCACCAUCAUUAGAAAAGAAACCAGAGGAUAUUGUUGAUUUGGUUGUCAAAGAAGAAAAGGACAAUGUAAAGAAUGAAUUGGGAGAUUCAAUGAUGAGCAAAAGUGCUUUUCCCCCAUCAACUGAAAAUAAGGUCAAAGAUGAGGUAGAUGAAAAUGUCAAGGGUCAAGACAUUGUUGAGCCUGACAUAGCUCAAAUGAUCUGCAGAAACGAGAUAGGAGAGGAGGGCAAUAAAGAUAUCAGUGAACAACAAAUAUUGAAUACACCUAACCCUAUUUCUCUGAUACAAUCUGAAUCAGAUCAACCCCCAACCAAAAUCAGAAAAUUAGAUGAUGAAAGUGAAAUUGAAUCUCAAAAUAUUGAAAGGUUAGUUCAAGAGACAGAUGUAUCAAACAAAGUACACACCAAAAAGGACAAUACUGAAGAAAUCAAAGACAUUUCAAAGUUGGCUGUGGAAUUUAAUGAGAAAGCUGUGAGUGAUAAACCAGCUGUUCAUUGUCCAGAGCUGGAUGUGUCUGAUCCUUUGAAGGCUCUUGAGAAUCUCGAAGCAGUUGCUGCUCAGGUAGCCGCUGAAAUAGAGACCUCAAAAUUUGAUGAUAAAAGCUAUGAUGUCAAACAACUUGAAGCAGAUGAUCAUAUUGACAAGAAAGCUGAUGAAAAUAGUGACAUUGGUGAAAAAUCCCAAAAUAAAGCUGAUGAUGUACCUUUUGGUGUUAAGGAAAGUUUGACAUCACCUAAUGACAGAGUUGAAGUUGAAAAGCCAAAGUCUGAUGAAAAUAAACCUACAUACAGCUGUGACAAGUCUACAAUUGUUGAUAAUACUCAAAACACUGAUGACAAUCCUAUAUCUGGUGAUGAAAAAGGUAGUAAACCAGUAGCAAGUGAUGAAACCCAAUCUUACAAAGGAAUAUCAGAAGAAAUGGUGCUUGAUCCAAGAACUGGAGAGAUGGUCCCAGUCAGUCAGCUGAAUGAACCAGUUGAUAUCAAAGUUCCUGAUGAUCCCAAGACAAGCCAAUCACAGCCUCUUAAAUCUCAAACUGACCAAUCACAGCCUCCUCAGACUGUCGAAUCAAAUUCAAACGAACCUAUGGAUCUCUCAACAACUUCAUCAACAACAAACCAAUCUAAACCAACCACCCAAUCAAAUCCUCCGAAAAUUGACCAAUCAAAACCACUAGUGAAACAACUGGGCUCUGAUUGGCUAAAGGCUGUGGAGGAAGUCAAGAAAAAGCCUAGAUGUGUGCCACUAAUGGAUGAUUGGUUGCCUGAGAAGGUGUUACCAUUGGCUAAGAUGACAAUGAGGGCAUUGGAGUUGUGUCUUACAAGAUUCCCGCAACAUUACAAGUCCCUUUACUGGUUGGCCUACAUGUAUUAUGCAACUAAAGAUUUCAAGAACUUGGGGUAUGCUAGAGACUUGUUAAUGGGAACUAAAGUACCGUGGCAGACAUUGGAUCACAUGCCCUGUGCAAGCCUUCUACAUGAUCGGAAACAGAACAACUUUUUCAAUGGUAUUUGGCGGAUACCUAUUGAGGAGGUUGACAGGCCAGGGAGUUUCCCGAGUCACCUGAAUCGGUGUAUUGUGCUCCUUCUUGAUGUGUUGCGUGAUAUCCAUGACUCAAGGGGCCUCUAUAGUGUCCAUUGUGGCUUGAAUAGAGUGCCCGAUUCACAAAGGAAAUAUUUACGAGAUGCAGAUCGACUUCAUUUAGCAAAGAUGGCAUUCUCAUGUACAAAAGACGCAAUCCUUUUACAACUUCCAAAUAUGGCCAAAGAAAAGGAUAAUGAGAGAAUACAGAAAUUUAUUCUUGAGGCCUAUAAGGUUUGGCAACAUAGCAGCAAGCAGAGUAUAGUGAGAGAAAGCAAACAAGAGAUGAACUCAAUGUUGGUGCAUGUUUAUAGUGCCUGUAGAUCAAAACAGCUUGAGGAACAGCCAUCUAUACUAGAACAGGCCACACGCUACUGUAUUCAACACUCCCACACAAAGACGCCACAGACUCCUACACACAGCUCUGGACCUAACUCUACCCCAUCCACCCCAGGCUCUGUCACAUCUCCAAGACCCCAAGCCACUACCCUGGGACAGCAAAAACUAGUGGCUAGUCCGAAAGCUGGGGGAAGCAAAGGCGUGGGUGUAAACAAACAAUACCCAAGCUUAGGGAUAAAUCCACAAAUUCGGGAAACCUAUCGCCAGGUUAUCAAAUCAAGCAUAUCAAACUUGACGACAAAAUCACCACCCAAGGCCAAGGAUGGUACAUCUGUUAAAGACGCUCCUGAAGUAAAGGACAAAAAGGGUGCUGAACAAACAACUGGUACUCCUGAAAUAAUUGACUUGACUUAUGAUUCAUCAACCCCAUCACCAAAAGCUGGUAUUAGCAAGAAGAUACCUACCCCCUCGAGAUUAAUGCAGCUUAAAAAGACAUCCCAAAUGCAUGGAACAUUAUCGUGGAAACAAGCGAUGAAAUAUCGCGCCUCCUCACAUAAUAAGAUCCAAGGGCCUUCAGUGUUGAAGAAUACAACAAGCGCAGGACACAAGUAUAAAAUAAUCAGGGGUUUGAAAUCAGUUCACCCGCAGAAAGCUCAAUCUGUAAAUCCUGGUGUCAGCACUAGCUCAGUUACUGGUAAAACUAAACCAGCAUAUAAUGCUGGUCCUUCAGUGGAUGUAAAACAACUAUUUGGAUCACCAAAAGUUGAUCUAGGUGCUCCGAUUCCAUCUGGAGCAAAAUCAGUGAAACUUGACAAGUUUUUUGUUAAAGAUGGCACAACAAUGUCUCAAAGGUCACUAGAUAUAAUCCCAUUUAAGAAAAUUGCCAAAUCUGCCGAAAGCGCUGUCAAAUCCCCUACCUUCUCUAGCCAAACUAAUCGACCCCAAAUAAAGCCUACAACUGUAACCUCAUCUCACAAAUCGAACAUCAAAUCCCCGACCUUCCCUGGUGUGAAACCUCAUAUAAAAUCAGGGCAAGUUUCCAAACCGCCACAAGGUAAUGUAAAAUCACCAAUCUUCCAAAGUCAGUAUGUCAGACCAAAUUCUGCAACAACUGUAAAAUCUCCAAUAUUUCCUGGUCAACCUAAGCCUCAAAUGAAGCCAAAAUCAACAGAUGGUUCGAUCGUUGGAAGGUCAUCAACCAUUGGUACUCAUAAACCUAAUGUCUCACCCCAGAGUGGAACUAUGAAACCUCAAAGUGGCACCAUGAGACCUCAAGGUGGUACUGUGAAACCCCAAUGUGGCACUAUGAAACCCCAAAGUGGCACCAUGAAACCCCAAAGUGGGAAUAUAAAAUCCCAGGGUGGCACUGUGAGACCACAAAGUGGCACCAUGAAACCCCAAAGUGGUACCAUGAAAUCCCAUAGUGGUACUUUGAAACCCCAAGGUGGCUCCAGUAACCCUAUUACUUCACCACAGCCACUUUACAUUGGACCUGUACCAUCCAAAAGUAGUGCACCAAUCACAAAAGAUCUUCCUGAGUUUGCAAGAAAUCUCCCGGCUUUCAAACCAAAGAUUCACCAAGAGAAACCCAAUCUGCCAAGCCCAAAUGCUCCUCACAAGAAUAGCCACCAAAGUGUCACUCAGACAUCAAAACUACAGAAAGCUACAACUACAAAAACUUCUGGCCAAUCAGCUACAACUACAAAAAUUUCUGGCCAAUCAGCUACAACUACAAAAACCUCUGGCCAAUCAGCUACAACUACAAAAACCUCUGGCCAAUCUAAACCUGAAGGGUUUUCAAUUUUAGUACAGGCAAAAUCUCCAGACAUCAUCCUCUUGGAUUCUGAUUAA